ACUGCUUGGUCUUAUAGCGUUUGAAAACUUGGAAUUCAGUUCGUAAUUGCAGUGGUCGCGUACGGUUUGUUUGCAGUAAACUGCUGCCGCAAAAGUUUCGCGUAAAAGCUGAUUAUUUGCGGUACAUAUAUGUAUUUUGUACAGCUUCGACAAAUACACAUUUAGCGUAUAAAUAAGUGCACGCAUCGAAAUUUGUAAAAAUGCCUAAUGCCACAUUUUACGCAGAAAGCGUGCCUUUCGAACAAAUCGAAAAACUAGCCAUCAGCGGCGGCUAUUCAUCGAUCUAUGCAAUUACAAAGCCCAGCGUUGAUAUCGUAGGAGAUUGGCAGAAUCGCUAUUGCUCGUUAGCCGAUACCUUUCAGCCCGUUUUGGAUCGCGUAUAUAAUUUCGAAGUGCGCGAAGAUGAUGUCUGGAUUGUGACUAGCACGAAAUGCGGCACCACUUGGGCACAGGAGAUGACUUGGCUGAUAUUGAACAAUUUUGAUUUUGAAAAGGCGAAAUCAGAGGAUCUUACUAUACGUUCGCCAUUUUUGGAAUUCAAUGGUGUAGCACCGAAUGUGCCGCAUGACACAAUUAAGGCUGCCAAUCAGUUGCACUCACCGCGUUUAAUAAAAUCACACCUGCCCGCCUGGCUGUUGCCGAAACAAGUGUGGACCAAGAAGCCAAAGAUCAUUUACGUCUUCCGCAAUCCAAAAGAUGCAGCCAUCUCAUAUUUUCAUCAUUGGCGCGGCAUGGUCGGCUACAAAGGCACAAAGGAGGAUUUCAUGCAUUCCUACAUUGAUGGCUAUGUUAAUUUCAAUCCCUUUUGGCCGCAUGUGCUUGACUUUUGGCAGCUGCGCAAUCAAUCGGAGAUCUUCUUCACCAGUUAUGAGCGCAUGAAACGUGACUUGGCUGGCGUUAUUAAAGAUGUGUGCCAAUUUUUGGAGCGUGAAGUAAGCGAUGAACAACUAUUGCAGCUGGUUGACCAUCUCUCCUUUGAUAAAAUGAAGGAUAAUCCUGCUUGCAAUCAUGUCAAGGAAUUUGAAAGUCUGAAAGCGGCUGCGGGGCGGGAGGUGGACGAAUUUAGGUAA
Rhagoletis pomonella (apple maggot) is the source of this 1070-nucleotide messenger RNA. Its product is annotated as luciferin sulfotransferase-like. Gene Ontology annotation, cellular component: cytoplasm. Gene Ontology annotation, biological process: sulfation. Bases 201 to 1070 code for a protein of 289 amino acids. Gene Ontology annotation, molecular function: sulfotransferase activity. The record is from RefSeq and is a predicted model, not a curated record. Lineage: Eukaryota; Metazoa; Arthropoda; Insecta; Diptera; Tephritidae. The transcript is spliced from 4 exons.